AUGGCAGCCCUAACAGACCAUUUGAGCAGUACCAGCCUGCACCGUCAGGAUUCUACAGAACCAAUUGUGUACAAACGGUGGGUGAGUGGUAAACGCUGUAGGCUGGAGACCUUCAACCUCCCAGCGGACGACUUCAAGGAAAGAUUAGCGGAAGUCAUCAGUGAGCUUGCGGCGCACCACUUCGUCAGCAAGUCGCAGGCAUACUUGCGCGACCUGAAGGGUCAUCUACCCGACACAGAUGCCAUCGUUGUGAUGGACGUUGCCGAAAAUUAUAGUUUUAUGGUGCAGGACGCGCCGCAAAGUUUCCAUUGGGACAGCUUUCAAGCAACUGUUCAUCCGGCAUGCAUCUACUAUCACGAGCAAGGCGAGGUCGACGGUUCUCUCCACGUGAAGUCCUACGCCAUCAUUUCAGAUCAUCUCACACACGACAACCCAACAGUGUACGCUUUUCAGAAAACGUUAUGUCUUCUCGGUGUCUUCGUGGAAGUGACCAUCCUUGGUGGGCUUUCUUCCGAGGGAUUUGCCUGUGCAGCCCAACUGCCAUUCUUAAUACCCUAUGGUUUUGACGCGUUCCUGGAGUGCGACGACCUAGACUUCCAGGACCUCAAGUGGGCCUUCGCGGUGCUCAGUCUCCUGUGUUCGCACUGCGACCGCGGCUCUCACGCUGCCAAAUUUUGCGUUCAGGUUUCGUCACUCGAAAACUGUUCUCAGCAGCUGGAAUCCCUCGUUCACCUACUGGACGUCUUGGAGGCCAUAAAGGAAUUUGUUCUGAAUACGGACACCUUCCUUAGCCUACUACCCUACAUAACGGCGAUGGUUGAUUCACUGCGUGAAUCACAAUUAGGCAUCGACGACAUCUACAAUAGGGCCGUGAAGUUGGAAGCGUUUGCGACGAGUGGCGCCAUGCUGGGUAGACAACGUGUGUUGUCCCACCCGGACUUCAGAACUCUCCCAGUCGUUCCAGCAUCUGAAGAGUUGCUAGCCAGAGAAUUGCCUCAUUUGACGCCUAAUCGUGUCCGUGGGUCGUAUAAUAGCACGGAGCACUAUCUGGACGUCCAGUUUAGGCUGCUUCGUGAGGAUUUCGUCCGUCCGCUCCGGGAAGGGAUAAGGGAGUGCGCACGGGCACAGGAAGUCCGUGGAUAUAGAUACAGGAAAGAAAUAUUCCACAAGUUGGACGGCGUCAACGUCCAUUCCGGCGUUGUCGUCAUUUCCUCUUCCGUCAACGCAGAUGGAAGGGUAUACGUUGUGCAGUUCGACGCCUCGAGCUUCUCAAAGAUACUCUGGAAGGGAACGAGGCGCUUCAUUCCCGGAUCGCUUCUUUGCUUCAGUAAGGACAACUUCGAGACAAUCCAGGUGGCUACGGUGUCUCGUGCCACUCCAAGUAUGCUCGGCAGAGGCGUCGUUGAAGUCACAUUCUGGAAUUGUAGCAGCGCAGUCACGGGCCAGUUUGUUGUUCUGGAAAGCAUUGCAUACUUCGAGGGUUAUCGUCAUGUAUUCCAGGCUCUGCAAAACACGCACGUUCUUCCACUGGAAAAGUACAUCGUAGGUGCGGAAUCUGUCGUUUUCCAUCCAAGUUACGUGAAUAAUUGGACGACGUUCGACAUAACGUGUCUCCUAGAGACACCUGGUGGUACCCGCCGAAAGGUGACCCUCCUCGACCGAGACAGCUGGCCAAAGGCGGAAGAACUCCAACUGGACAGCUCCCAACUGGAGGCUCUUCAAUACGCGCUAACCCAUGAACUAGGCGUUAUACAGGGACCUCCGGGAACGGGAAAGACCUACAUGGGUUUGAAGAUUGUUCAGACGCUGCUGGAGAACGACGCUGUAUGGGGUGACGACCAAGGUCCCAUCUUGGUGGUCUGUUAUACAAAUCGCGCCCUGGAUCAGUUUCUGGAAGGCGUGCUUCAGUUCACGAAACUUGUUACGAGGAUGGGCGGUGGAUGUAAGAACAACGCCUUGAAAAUGUAUCAUGUCAAUAAGAAGUGUAAACGGACACACGCUGGUCGGCAGUCGUCUGAAGCUCUACGGAAGCACCUUGAACGAGUGAAGACGCUUUCAACAUUGUCACAGACCGUCUUGUCCGUACCUGAGGAAGAGGACGUUGUAAAACUGCUUAUGCAUGUCAUGAGCAAGGCGUGCUGCCGGUCCUUCUUCCAAGCGGUGUUCGACGAGCAUUCCUUCUGUCAAGUGUUCAGGGUGUGGUUGCGCCUGGAACAAACGAAAGCACUCUUCCUGAAUCAAUGCAGCAAAAAGGACAUGUCAUCGAGUUCUCUGUCUUCUGUCUUCUGCCUCCUAGGCAGACGAGAGCGCGAUGACAUUGAUAGUAUCCGCAUCUGCACUGCACCCGCGCACGUAAAAUCCGCGACCGCAUCCGCGUCGGAUGAAACAGAUGUAUCCGCAGUCACCGCAUGA
Molecule: messenger RNA, 2412 nt
Organism: Ornithodoros turicata
Lineage: Eukaryota; Metazoa; Arthropoda; Arachnida; Ixodida; Argasidae
Product: NFX1-type zinc finger-containing protein 1-like
Exons: 8
Coding region: 1-2412 (803 amino acids)
Molecular function (GO): helicase activity
Source: RefSeq, a predicted model, not a curated record